CUACCCGGAGCGGUGGCUUUGGCCCCUGUCGCUAGCGCUUGGCAAUAACCUCUUCCUCUGUCACCGCAAUCCGACUUCGCCCGCUACCGCCGCCAUUAUGAACGUCCGCAAUGCUCGGCCAGACGACCUGAUGAACAUGCAAUACUGCAACCUCCUUUGCCUCCCGGAGAACUACCAGAUGAAAUACUAUUUCUACCAUGGUCUUUCUUGGCCCCAGCUCUCUUACAUUGCGGAGGACGACGAUGGGAAGAUUGUGGGCUACGUCCUGGCCAAAAUGGAGGAGGACCCAGAUGAUGUUCCCCAUGGACAUAUCACCUCACUGGCCGUGAAGCGUACACACCGGCGCCUCGGCCUGGCCCAGAAGCUGAUGGACCAGGCCUCCCGGGCCAUGAUAGAAAACUUUGGCGCUAAGUACGUGUCCCUGCAUGUCAGGAAGAGUAACCGGGCAGCCUUGCACCUCUACGCUAACACCCUCAACUUUCAGGUUAGUGAGGUGGAACCCAAAUACUAUGCAGAUGGAGAAGAUGCUUACGCUAUGAAGCGAGAUCUCUCACAGAUGGCAGAUGAGCUGAGACGGCAGCUGGAGCCAAAGAAGGGCAGGUAUUUGGUGCUGGUGUCCAGGAAGAACCAGGAGACCCAGGGCAGUGCACUUCCUGGUUCUGAAGAGGCCGGUCAGGAGGCGAGGAACCCGGUCGCUGACAGUAGUGGCAGUGACAGCAAGGAACUCAGUGAAUCUACGGAGAGCACCCAUGUGCCGGACAGCUCAGAAGACUCAGAUUCCACCUCCUAGAGCCCGCUUAAAGCAUUGCAGGUUCUUGUGUCUCAGCCACGUGUGCUCUGCAGCGUCUUCUCUGGGGUCAUCUCACAGUGACCCCAGUGGCUUCUCACUCUCCACAGCAACCUUCCGCAUACCCUUCCGGGAUCGUGACGGAACACCUGGACACAAGAGCCUGCUGCACAAGAGCCAAGGAAGUUUGAGGCCUGCCAUCACAGAACCUUCCUUGGCCUUCUCACCCCACGCUGCCAUUUUAUUCUGUUUGUAGUAGUCCUGCGGUGGGUGUGGUUGUUUUGCUAGGUUGUCUCUUCCUAGAAUGCCAAACAGGAAGCAGGGUAUACUCCUGAAGCCCCUCUGCUUUCAGUUUAUUUUGUUACGUCUGGGUUUUCAUCCUUGAUGGAAUAGUCAGGAUCAUCAAAUCAGACCUCAUGGCCUCUUCCUCUCCCUUCUUUUCUGAAAUAGAAUUCUAUUUCCUUUUCCUUGCUCUGGGAGCAAUACCCUGCCCUUUCUCCUUCCCAAUGGGAGAAAGUGGUAAGGGCCUCUACUUUGCAGUCAGAACUUAGAGAUUUUAAGAAAGAGACAACCAAUAAUUAAAUUAGAAUAUCUAAUCUCCUUGUGUCAAUUUGUAUUUUUUGUUUUUUGUAAUGACAUAACUUGCCAUUUAUUGAGUAGCUAUAUUGUUCAGGCACCAUGCUAGGAUGUUUAUUAAUAAUCUCAGCAAUCUUAGGAGGUAGGUAUUAUUAUCCCUGUUUUAUAGAUGAGGAACUGAAGCUGAAAGAAGCGAAGUAAAUAUCUAGGAUCUGAACCGAAGUCUAUUUCAAUUCAAAGCCAAAAGUUCCUUUUACUUUCCUAUUGCUGCUCUUUGCAUUUUAUUUAGAAAAGUGUGAAAACUAUAGCAAAAAAGGACAAUCUGCUGUUUUAAAAUGUUAAGUGUUAGCUUAAAACAUGGCAACUUAUGUCACUUGUAAAUAUUUAUGUAACCCACCAUUAUAAUCCCAGUUUACUAUUUUUCUCCAGUAAAAAUAAGUGAAGACAGUGCUUUGACCUCUGCAGUGUAAGUCAACAGAUAAAUCCAGAGUUAUCUUAUACUUAAUGUUGUUUUUAUAUUCGCUGAAUGUGAAUGAGUAUAGUAUGAAUAUUUCUCAUGUUUAAAUUUUUAUGAAAACUGGUGUAUAUGGUUUUAAGUCAAAGCCCUGAUAUUAACCAUCUGAUGACAAGAGAUAACUGUUCUCUGUAAUCAUAAUGAGCCCUGCUAAGAAGCCCUUCUUACAAAUCUACCACAAUGUACCUAAGAAUGUCUGCCUGAUAGGACAUAAUUGCCUGAGGCAGAUAUAAAAGCUUUUUUUCCUAUACAACUAGGAUUUGCCAUUUCCUGUGCCAGUACAAACCUCUCAGCUAUCUUUCCAUCGUUCCUUUAUUUCUUUCAGAUUUCCUCUGCAAAUCUAAAACUGUUUUAUUCCUUACCCUCAAGCAUGUGUUUAUCUCUAUAUUUUAAAAUAUUACAGCUUUCUAACAUCUGUCUCUAGGGCAGCAUAAUCUUACUGAUGAAAUAUUCCAUGUUUUCCUUGAGCCCCUGUCAAUAUGUCUUCACGUUAACAGCUUAGCAGAUGGAGAAACAGAAGGAGUAGCCUCAGCUUACCUGAAUGAUUUCUCUCCAGCACCAGGCACAUUACUGUCUAGUAACUUGAUGAUAGGAAUUGGAGUAAUUGGAAAAUAAGAAAUGAUAAUCUGACUUUUAUAGUGUUAUUUACUAAACUAUUGGCUUCUUUUCUUUGUUACUGUAAUAUCCAGUCUCGUACCAAGACAAGGCAGAAUUAUAGCAACCUACCUAGUUUAGACUGUGCCUAUUUAGAUGGUGAAAGUAAAAUAAACAAUAAUACUAAUAUUGCUUUGGGCAUAAAUUAGCAUGUUCCCAAGUGGUUCAGGGCAAUAACAGUGAGUUGGCAGCAGCAGUAGCUUCCUGUAACACUGAAACUGGAAGCGUGACAGAGCUUUCUGUAAUAGCAUUGUUCUUUCUACAUAGGACAAAUUGUUGUUGUUUUUAAUGGACUGCCUGCUUUUUACUUCAGUACAGUCCUAGAGAGGCCACAGCCAGGCUCCGAAGCAAGGAUGUAGCAUAGUGAGUGGUGAAUAGCUUUGUUUUAGCUGUAGAGACUGACCCACGCACCUCCUUUACUUGCAGUUUUAAAGAAACUACUGGGUGGGCUCAGACCUCUCAGCCAAUUGUUCAGAAAUAUUCAUCAUCAAGAUACAAAGUUUUCUUUGGCUAAAAGAGAGAAACUUGUAAUGAAGCCCUUGAGUUAUCUAGUUAGAAUUUGUAUGAUUUUCCUUUCUGCAGGUAAGAAUGAGGGCAAGAGGUUAUCAUCUAAAAUAAAACAAAUGGGGUGUGUGGAUGUAUGGGAGAAGUAGGGGAUAGUGCUGGAAGUUAGUCCAAAGCUGGGAAAAUUUGGAAAGGAUCAGGACUCCGAAAUAGCUGAAAAGAAGUUUUCUCAAAUUUUCAUGUGCAAAUGAGUCAUCUGAGGGAUCAUGGUAAAAAUGCAGAUUUUGUUUCCGUGGGUCUGGGGUGGGGCCCGAGCGCUGCAUUUCUAACUAGUUACUAGACAGCUGAUGUUGCCGGUCUGGGAACCACACUGACUAGUAAGGGUCUUAAAGCUCAUCUCCAACCCAGAACUGAGUCCCGACCGGCACACGUGUGACGAGCCUUCAGGGUGCUUUGGAUUAGACCCCAAGUAAUUCAGAACCAUUCUUAAACACACACAAAUCCUGUUUAUCUUUGGAAUUUCGUCACAUUAAGGUCUAUGGCCUAAUAAUUUCAAUAAAAAUUCCAGAUACAUUUCAUCAAAAUGUAUAGAAAAUAAAACCUUAUAUGUACAGUGUAUAAAAUGUAUUGAUAAUCACAUUACAUCUUCUUUGAUACUAGAAUGCCUUGAUAUUUCUUCAUCGUUGACUUACAAACAAGUGAAUGGUAUAUGAGAUAUUUUAAAGUUUCAUUUUUAACGGUCACUCAGUUUGGUGUGUUCAUUGGUUCAUAGAUUACCCCAGUCACCACGAAUUUUUUGCAUUCUGACAUUUGACACAAAACUUGAAAAUGAGCACAGUUUUCUUUUUUUUUUUAAUUGGAGCAUCAUAUCUUCAUGUCAGUGAAGGUGUGGGAAACACUUUCAAGAGAGAUUUCCCAUCAGGAGAUAAGAAUUUCUAGCCCUGGGUUUCUCAAAGUAUAGUU
This is a messenger RNA of Rhinolophus ferrumequinum (greater horseshoe bat), 3998 nucleotides long. RefSeq names its product N-alpha-acetyltransferase 11, NatA catalytic subunit (gene NAA11). Lineage: Eukaryota; Metazoa; Chordata; Mammalia; Chiroptera; Rhinolophidae. Bases 98 to 790 code for a protein of 230 amino acids. Gene Ontology annotation, biological process: N-terminal peptidyl-glutamic acid acetylation. The transcript is spliced from 2 exons. Gene Ontology annotation, cellular component: NatA complex. Gene Ontology annotation, molecular function: protein N-terminal-serine acetyltransferase activity; protein-N-terminal-glutamate acetyltransferase activity. The record is from RefSeq and is a predicted model, not a curated record.